Messenger RNA from Humulus lupulus (European hop), 1678 nucleotides. Its product is annotated as E3 ubiquitin-protein ligase WAV3-like. The coding region runs from base 116 to 1678 and encodes 520 amino acids. The record is from RefSeq and is a predicted model, not a curated record. The transcript has 5 exons. NCBI's taxonomy places the organism in Eukaryota, Viridiplantae, Streptophyta, Magnoliopsida, Rosales, Cannabaceae.
UAAUAAAGUCUGCUCUAAUUAAUCUCAGUUAAACAAAACUCGAGCUUGUUCUUCUGGGAAGAAGGAGGAGGAAAAUAGAGAAGGCUUCUCCUCUGAUUCAAUUUUUCUCGGCAAAAUGAGCUUCAACGAUGAUGAGCCGAUUGUUGCAAUCCAAGAUGGCUCAGAGGAAAAACCGACGGUCUUUGUAGCAGGCAAAACAAAGUUGUCAAUCAUCAACCAGACAGAGGCACCACUAGAAGAAACCAAAUUCAAGGUGAUGUUGGAGCUGGUUGGGGCAGGACUCGGCGGAAGUAACAGAUCCGGAGUUGAUCUAGUAACCAUUUUAGAUGUGAGUGGGAGCAUGAAGGAUGACAAGUUAAAAAAAAUGAAGAUAGCCAUGCAAUUCAUCGUCAAGAAACUCAGCCCAAUUGAUCGUUUGUCCAUUGUCACAUUCGAGGCUACUUCCAAGAGGUUAUGCCCAUUGCGGCAGAUGAAAGAAGAAACUCAGCCUCAGAUGGAGAACAUAGUCGAUGCUUUGGUAGCCAGCGGUGGCACCAACAUCACUGAUGGCCUUCAAACUGGGUUGAGAGUCAUCAGUGACCGCACUCUCACUACUGGUCGUGUGGCUGGUAUCAUACUUAUGUCUGAUGGUGAACAAAAUGUUGGUGGUGAUGCUGCGCAAGUUAAGAUCGGCAAUGUGCCCGUGUACACAUUUGGUUUUGGCGCAAACCAUGAGCCAAAGGUGCUCAAGGCCAUUGCAGAGAACAGUACAGGAGGAACAUUCUCAGAUGUUCAAAACCAAGACAACUUGAGCAUUGCAUUUUCACAGUGUUUGGCUGGGCUUCUCACUGUGGUUGCCCAAGACCUAAAGCUAACUGUCGCAAAAUCUGAAGAAAAUGAAUCGACCAUUGAGAAGGUCCAUGCCGGAAACUACCCACAAACCAAGGACGAUGAAGAUGGCUCUGUAACUGUUUUGUUUGGUGAUCUCUAUGACAAAGAGUUGCGUAGGGUUAUAGUGGACCUUGUUCUUCCAACUGUUGAUAAGAGAAAGGGUGCAGAUAUUCUAAAAAUUGAUUACAAUUACAAAACUGGAGGGAGACCUUUUGUUGCCAAUCCUAUAGUGGUUACCAUAACUCGCUCAGGAACAUCGGCGGCGGCGGAGAAGGAGGAGGUGACGAUGGAAGAGAACCGUCUUCGAACUGCAAAGAUGAUAAAAGAAGCAAGAUUCAUGGCUGACGAGAACAAGUUGGAUGAGGCUAAAGACAAGCUUGUCGAUGCCCAAAACAUGCUCGAUGAUGUUGAAGUUGAUGAGACAAGCCCUAAUAGUUCAUUGAUUGAGAUGUUGAGAUCUGAGUUACAACAGCUGCUGAGGUUGAUGAAAUCUCAACAGAUGUAUGAACAGCAAGGGCGUCCUUUUGCGCUCUCUUCCGAGACAUCUCAUGAUCGCCAACGUUUCGCCUCGAGGGGAGAUGUUGAGAAGAUGCGUUUGUUUGCUACACCACGUAUGGACGCAUACCUCGAGCAAGCCAAGACAUUUGUCGAGGACCCCUCCAAGCCAUUGCCCACUGUGGACGAUGAUGUCAAGCAAGAAAUCGCAGCUAAUCCCCUUGCUCCCAUCAUUGGAGCUCUUAGCUACUAUAUUCAGUCUGCCAUUCAGUCCCUUCAAGCUAUUGAUAACAUAAUCAACACAAGUCGUUAA